CCAAAUCCACAUUCAAUAAGGACCAUGACUCAAUAGGAAGCCUAUAUAUAUGAAUGUACAUAGUAACUCUAAUAGCAUUCACCCACAAAUAUUGAACUUUUCAUAUUAGCAUCAAAGUAGAAGAAACUACCACAUGGCUAACGCUAAUCUACCUCCUCUGUGUGCAAAGGGUUGCGGCUUCUACAGUUCGUUGCAGGCCAAGAAUUUGUGCUCCAAGUGUUACAACGAUUUCCUCAAAGAACUGAUUGCCAAGUCUACAGCCGAAGUCAAAGUUGAUCCUUCUUCCGCUGCACCAAACCCUUCUGUUUCCGUUGAUUCUUCAUCGGUUCCUACUCCAUCAAAAUUGAAGAACCGGUGUGAAAGCUGCAACAAGAAAGUCGGUUUGAUGGGAUUUUCUUGUCGGUGCGGGAAAGUUUUAUGCGGUGUUCAUCGUUAUCCCAAGGAACAUUCAUGUAACUUUGAUUUCAAGACAGCUGAUCGUUUGAUUUUAGCGGAAGAAAACUCCCUUGUUAUGGCUGACAAACUAGAAUCAAGGAUUUGAUUGUAUUUUUCUUUUCUUUUUCAGGAUUAGUUUGUUAUUGCUUGUUGAUUAAGGACUCUAUAAAGUUUUAAUAUAUAUUAUCUUCUUGCU
This is a messenger RNA of Theobroma cacao (cacao), 631 nucleotides long. Its product is annotated as putative zinc finger A20 and AN1 domain-containing stress-associated protein 8. The record is from RefSeq and is a predicted model, not a curated record. Gene Ontology annotation, molecular function: DNA binding; zinc ion binding. Lineage: Eukaryota; Viridiplantae; Streptophyta; Magnoliopsida; Malvales; Malvaceae.